CCCGUCCCGCUCAGUAGACAAUUUGCAGUUGUACUGGUGAUACGAAGGAGAAUAAUUGGUGGGACGCUGCGGUGCUCUUCCGUCAUAAGGGCUCCGUCUUGCUACGCUUGGUGAAUGCAGAGAAUGCGGAGAAAAUAGUUUGUACCGAGUGAUUGGGCUCCACGGAAGGCGAAACAUGGCGAUCGAGAAAUCCGCUCCCAGCAAGCUCCGGUGGGGCGAAUUGGACGAGGAUGAUGGCGAGGAUCUGGACUUCCUGCUGCCUCCGAAGGAAGUGAUUGGACCUGAUGAGAGUGGGAUUAAACGAGUUAUUGAGUACAAAUUCGACGACGGUAACAAGGUCAAGAUUACGACUACGACUCGCGUGAGGAAGCUGGCCAAGGCCCGCUUGAGUCGACGGGCGUUAGAGCGGAGAAAUUGGCCCAAGUUCGGCGACGCUGUCCACGAGGACGUAGGGGCUCGGCUAACAAUGGUCUCUACCGAGGAGAUCUUGCUUGAACGACCCAGGGCUCCAGGUAGCAAACAGGAAGAUAACAAGAUGGGUAGUGAUAACUUGUCUCAGCUAUCCAAAGGAGCUGUUCUCAUGUUGUGCAGAACUUGUGGGAAGAAAGGAGAUCACUGGACAUCAAGGUGUCCGUACAAGGAUCUUGCUGCCCCGUCUGAAUCAUUUGUUGAUAAGCCUCCUACAUCUGAGGCUACUGCUCCAGGUGGAGCCACAAAGGGUUCUUAUGUCCCACCAAGCAUGAGGCCUGGUGCUGAGAGAAGUGUUGGUUCGGAUAUGCGUCGCAGGAAUGAAGAGAACUCAGUUCGUGUCACCAACCUCUCCGAGGACACACGUGAGCCCGACUUGCUGGAUCUCUUCCGCCCAUUUGGUCCGGUGAGUCGUGUCUAUGUUGCUAUCGAUCAGAAGACUGGUGUCAGCAGAGGUUUUGGGUUUGUCAACUUUGUAAGCAAGGAAGAUGCGGAGAGAGCGAUAAACAAGCUGAAUGGAUAUGGUUAUGACAACCUUAUUCUUCGUGUUGAGUGGGCUACACCUAGAACGACCUAGAGAUCAAUACCAGGAGGGCUCUGCAAGUUUUGGCGGAUCUUUUUGACAGUAUCUGUAAGCUUUUCUUGCCAUUUUCCAUUUCCAUGAUGGCGCUUGAGGGAGCUGAAGAUAUAUAUUCAGUGUUUUAUAACUUCUUUUCUUCAUCUAGUCCUAUACUAUGCCAUAUUGAUCCGACUACCUUGGAAGAUCUUUUGUCAUUGCAGUUUGUAUUCCAGUUGGGAUCGCUGGAUUCUAAUAUGCAACAGAACAGAAGAUAAUUUGUCUUCUUAGGGCUUCUGUCUUAAUUGGUUGGCUGGCUUAACUGAUUUGGGUCCAGAAUUGGCAGCCAAAGCUGUGUCGGGAUUUGGUUUCGGGUUGGGUAUCUCAUAAUGAUUGGUGACGGUAUAGGCAACUUCAACUUCAUGUUUUUUAUUGAGUCAAGGUAUUAGCAA
This is a messenger RNA of Linum tenue, 1476 nucleotides long. NCBI's taxonomy places the organism in Eukaryota, Viridiplantae, Streptophyta, Magnoliopsida, Malpighiales, Linaceae. The record is from the annotation of a GenBank genome assembly.